CUCAUUAAUGCAAUGGAAGUCGAAAAUUUUUUAGGAAUUUUCUAGUCUUAGUGAGGAAAUAUCACAGGCUCUUAGUACGAUUGUUGUUAGUAGCGAGAUCCUGACAAAAUCAAAUAAUACCGAUCAGAUGAUGAAUAGUAAUGUUGGAUUUAAAGAAGUGAAAGGGAACACAGAUUUUACACAGAAUAUGAAAGGAUUGAAGAAUUUUGUUUUAAAUCGAUUAUCGACUACAGAAAAAGUGAUUUCUAGCAGUGAUAAACAGAUAUCAUCACCUGUGCUUUCUACUGGUAUUAAGAAAAAGGUUUUCUCAGUGGCACCAGAUAUUGUUGGUAAAGUGACAAACAGUACUGUUGGUCUCAAUGAAGGUGAUUUUAAUUUUCUGAUGAAAAAGGAGUGCCAUUUAGAAAUUGUAGAAAAGAAUAUAGAUUUGUCAUGGAAUUUAAAAGAAUUGAAAAAAGACGCUACUGAUGAAGAAUUUUCUAGCAUUAUUGAUGAUAUAUCAGAGGCUCUUAGUACUGUUUUAAUUGAUAAAGAGCUUCUAGAAGCAUCUAGUAUUACCGACAAAGUAAUGAAUAGUACUGCUGGAUUUAAAGAGGAAAUGAAUACAGAGACGCCAAGCAAUUCAAACGAAUCUAAUAGUUUCGUCACCUUUUCCACUUAUGAUGAUAAAAAGGCAAUGAGUCAUCUUGAAGAACGUGUAUCCAGUUCUGGGUCGGAAAAUGUUAAUGCUGCCACAUGCAACUUUUAUGGUAAUUUUGUUGAGUUCUUAGAUGACGUACCAACACCAGAAUCGUUAUUUGACUUUGAUAAUGACAGUAACAAAGAUUUAUCAAGUGAGUCAAGCGAUUUGACAGAUGAUCUCAGUGUUUUCAAACUCGCCUCCCAAGAGUCUGGAAUUCCAUAUUUGAAAAUCAAUACAGAUGAUCAUCCAGAAGUUGUAGAGUUUAAGCAGUUGGCAGCAAGCAGUUUAAUAAAACGUUUAACAGAUGUGACUGAAAGGUUAUUUUAA
Thelazia callipaeda (thelaziosis nematode) is the source of this 1009-nucleotide messenger RNA. Lineage: Eukaryota; Metazoa; Nematoda; Chromadorea; Rhabditida; Thelaziidae. The record is from the annotation of a GenBank genome assembly.